Molecule: messenger RNA, 3407 nt
Organism: Octopus sinensis (East Asian common octopus)
Lineage: Eukaryota; Metazoa; Mollusca; Cephalopoda; Octopoda; Octopodidae
Product: poly(A) RNA polymerase, mitochondrial
Exons: 7
Coding region: 55-1566 (503 amino acids)
Biological process (GO): mitochondrial mRNA polyadenylation
Molecular function (GO): poly(A) RNA polymerase activity
Source: RefSeq, a predicted model, not a curated record
UCGUUGUACUGGUUUAGUAAUUGAGGGCCGUGCGUUGAAUGCAAUUAGCAGCACAUGGCCUCAAUAAUGAUGUCGUCCGUGUCUAAGUUUGCCCGUCCUAUUAGGAAUUAUUCAUAUUCCGCACCUAGGAUUAAAGAAGGAAGCAAAUCAUCCGGUUAUAACACCUAUCGGAAGAGUUUCAGCCAACUUUGCAUAGAACGAAAAGCUGAAGCCCACAGAAGCAUUCUGGUUAAGCUGAACAACAAAGAAGAGAGCAAUUAUGUCUAUCAGUAUUGCCAACAAUUUGGUAAAAUAGCAAAUGCCAUGCAUUUCCAAAAUGUAAAGAAUUACGUUCUUAUUGAAUUUAAGAAGCAAUCCUGUAUUCCAAAUUUGCUGUCUUCUGUUAGCCAUUUUCAGAAUGACAAAAAAAUACCUGCUGAAACCCGUCUGUUGUGUUUGCCAUCACAGUUUAGCAAAAAGAAGGCAGAAAUUCCUACUGGAUCUUCGCUUGUCCGUUCCAUUGAAGAAACACCUUUGCUGUUGUCUGAUCUUGGUGCUGUCGACUCUAUGACAGAACAAAUGGAAAUGCUUUAUCAGCACCUGCAUUUAACUGAUUUAGGCCAGCGUCUUCGUUUUUUCAUCUGUUCAACUCUGGAAGACAUGUUGAAGAGUCUAUUUCCUCACUGUCAUGUAUAUCCGUUUGGUUCUUCCGUUAAUGGAUUUGGCCGUAACAACUGUGAUCUUGAUAUGAUCUUGAACUUGUGUACUUCGAAAUCACAGGAGAAAACAAACAACAGAUUAAAGUUUUUAACCAAAUUGAAGCAUGAUGAAGAAGAACGUAGUUUCUCUUGUCGGAAUCUCAAGGUUUUUGCUGAAAUGAUUGAGAAUUUUAUCCCUUCAUGUGUUAGGAUUAAUCCAAUAUUAAGAGCACGUGUUCCAAUUAUUAAGUUCUACCAUGAAGCUUGUGAUAUAGAAUGUGAUUUAUCUCUACAGGACACUUCUGGUGUAACUAUGUCUAAUGUAAUGUACAUGCUGGGUGUGAUGGACCGACGUGUGUGUCCAUUGAUCUUCACCGUCCGACACUGGGCCAAAGUAAACAACAUCAGCCACCAACACCCAGGGCCAUGGUUGAGUAACUUUAUGCUGUCUUUAUUGGUCAUUUGCUUCCUACAGCUUCGGGCAAAACCGAUCCUUCCAUCUUUUUCAUCCAUUUUGAACGCUGAAGAAAAUGCACAGCCUACAGAUGUAACCAUUGAUGAUGAUGAAACCUUAGUAGGUGAUCUGUUGAUAGAAUUCUUCAACUUCUAUUCUGUGUUUGACUUUAAAGAACAUGCUUUGUCCCCAUUGCACGGAAAAUGUUUUCUAAAACCAGACUAUUCAGCAUUAUACAUAGAAAACCCAUUAGACAUAGAAUUGAACAUUGCCAAAAAUGUCAGCAGCAGAGAGAUGAUGAAACUGACUGAAACCUUCAAAACGACAUUGUGGCAUCUGAACAACUCUGGAAUGUCUCUAGUCAAUAUAUUUCUGACUGAAGACUCUAAAAGAGUCUUAAAGAAAAAGUUCAAUGUCCACGACUUAUACAGAUGAUUUUUCUUCUUUUUAUUUUUACCUGUAAAUAAAACAAUUUAAUUUAUUUUGAUCAAUUUUGAUUUCGCAGCCCAAGGACAAUAUUUGCAGGGGUUGGCUACACUAAAUUUACCGUUUUAUUGCAGAAAUCAAGAUCUAUCCAAUCAGAAUUUCAUUACUCCUAACAGUGGAAAGCACUUUUAUACACCAAUUUAUCUUUUGGAACUAUUUUCUGUUGAGAUAUCUCAAGUUAGCUGAGGCAAUGUGACUUGCAGAAAAUACCAAUUCUAUUUUUUGGCAAGAUAUUUAACAUCGUUACUGGAAUAACCAUGAAAUUUAAUUUCACAGUUGAAAGGUUAAAAUCCAACUGCAAUAUAGUGGGUCUUAUGUUAUUGAUACCAGAGGUAGGGAAAAAGGAAAGCUGACCAUAGCAUGUUUUUGUGCUCAGGUAGUUGAGAUUGAACUUAAUCAUUUUGUGAAUCACUAAAACCUGUAAAAGCCAGUGUGAUUAAUCCCGCUUCUGUUGUAUGAAGCAAAUGUGAGGCCAAUAUUAAUGGAAAACAAGUCUAUUAUACAAAAGUUUAUUGGAAAGGUCUGCGACUUAACAUCCCUGAGCUACAUAAAUUUAAGAAAAUGUAGAGUUCAGAAUGUUGGAUGCAGUCUAAGAUAUCUGCAUGUGCAGCAACAGCAGCACCAGCUCAGAUGUGGGAGCAUUAAUACAUUGUGGACCUUACCUGUGCUUUGUAGAGUUGUGAUUUUUAUUCAAAGCUGUCUUCAUAGAUCUCUCUUUAGUUUCACUUUCCAGAGUAUUAAAAACCCUUUAGCAUUUAGACUACUUGGUCAAACAUUAUACUUUUUCUUAUUCACAGACCACUCUGCAAAAUGGUUGAAGUUUAGAAGACCAUUCAGUAGCAAAAACCAUGCCAAAGUAAACCUCGCCGGUGUUUGUGCCGUGUGAAAAAAAGCACCCAGUAACUCUGCAAGGUGGUUGGUGUUAGGAAAGGCAUCCAGCUGUAAAAAACAUGCCAAAGCAGUUAGUCCUGGUGCAAUCUUCUCACUCUUCAGCUCUGGUCAAACCAUCCAACUUAUGCCAGAAUGGAAAAUGGACAUUAAAUAAUGAUUAUGUGAUUUAACCCUUUGAUGUUCAGAUUAUUCUGUCAAAUGUAAUGCUUAUUUAUACACAGACAUUAUUUACAUAUUUUUGCAUUAAUCAUGCAUUGGCUCUUGUAGCUUCAAGAUUUCAAUGAUGUGAUAGUUUAUUUUUAGAAUAACAUUGUUGAGUAGGUGUGAAAGGCUGGAUCUGACCAGACUGAAUGUAAAACAAGAAUAUUUAGGCAGUAUUUGGUUGGUUUAAAUGCUAGAGGGUUAAUCAUGCAUGAUCUCAUAGCUUUGAGAUUUUGAUGUGGUUGCUAGAAUGACAUUGUAAGGUGGUUGUAAUGAGCUGGAUAUGGCUAGUUUCAACUUAAAAGGUAUGUUUAUAUUUACAUAUAUUUAUAUACAUUCACCGCUCCCCCCACACAUAUGCACAUCAGCGACUGGGUAUCAAUUGAAUAUUUUUGUAAUGGAUUUUAUCUAUUGCACUUUAGUCUUUUUUUUUUUUAACCCAUUCUGUUUAGGGAGGCUGUUUUUAUAAAGUUUUCAGCAAAUCAAGUCUGGUUUGACUCCCUGUUGUAAUUGCAGUGUCCCUUUGACCCAAUAAUGCCCUUGUGCAGGAAUAGCCAGUUCCUACUCCCUAAAGUCAACAAGUGCCAAUUGCCCACAGAUCAGAAAAGGGGUUGCCCACUUCUAUAUUAUUACACCAGUCAUCAUCAGGAUAAAUAUAUACAGUUUUUAAUGCAAGUAAAAUAUUAUUUUUUCAUCAA